Dreissena polymorpha is the source of this 13069-nucleotide messenger RNA. Its product is annotated as phosphatidylinositol 4,5-bisphosphate 3-kinase catalytic subunit delta isoform-like. NCBI's taxonomy places the organism in Eukaryota, Metazoa, Mollusca, Bivalvia, Myida, Dreissenidae. The record is from RefSeq and is a predicted model, not a curated record. Gene Ontology annotation, biological process: phosphatidylinositol-mediated signaling; cell migration; phosphatidylinositol-3-phosphate biosynthetic process. The transcript is spliced from 26 exons. Gene Ontology annotation, molecular function: 1-phosphatidylinositol-3-kinase activity; 1-phosphatidylinositol-4-phosphate 3-kinase activity. Bases 304 to 3402 code for a protein of 1032 amino acids. Gene Ontology annotation, cellular component: cytoplasm; phosphatidylinositol 3-kinase complex; plasma membrane.
ACAAGCAGGGUUAUUGUCAAAUAGUAAACAGCUUUGAAGUUGAUUAACAGGAUACACUCAACAUUGUUUACACAGUGUCUAGUUUCCUGUUGGAGACUGACACAUCACAAGUUGUGUUCAUCCAUUGUUUAAGACAGAAUCUCUGAUGGUGUUUUGUUAAGUGGACUUUGGAUUUUUUACACUCACAGAUUCUUAACGGUUGGAGACUUAUUUGUGGUCACUAUUCUGGGGUUAAAUUGUUGGAUCUUUGUACCAGGGAUCAACCUUAGAUGAUGUCGCAGCUGUGACGUAACGGGGUCUGCCAUGGCCCCAACUAUCGGUAUAGUGUGUUUCCCAGACAUCUCUGCACAGGUGUCUGAUGGCAAAGUACAGAUAGACUUCCUGCUUCCCAAUGGAAUGUUCAUACAGCUGAAUGUGGACUUUAACAAACCACUGGACCUUAUCAAACAGACACUAUGGGAGUCAGCCAGAAACUUUCCACUGUACCAGAAACUGAAGGAAAAGGACCGAUAUUUCUUUGAAUAUCUGAACAGAUUGGGAGAGAGGGAGGAGGUCACAGAUGAAAGUUUACGACUCAGUGAGAUUAGACCUAUUGGUCGGUUUCUUCGUCUACAGGAGCGUAAAGAUGACUCGGAAAAGAACACCCUUCAUAAACAGAUUAAUGCUCUUUUGGGCAACAAAAACCUCAUGGAGAUGCACAGUAUACCGCGACCAGAAGUGGACGACUUUCGUACGAAAAUGCUUUUAUUUACCAACAGCAUCUCGCAGAACAGGUCUGCAUUUGAGAAGAGAUUCCCCCUGCAGCUUCGUAGUUCAGUCACACUGCCUGAUGACAUCCGUCAACGUCUGAACAAUGGCUAUCUGGUGGUUGUUGUGAGAAUAGAGGAAACCAAGUCUAUUUUUCACAUUCAAUGCCACAUUGAGGAGAGUCCAGAGCUAGUAGUGGAUAAUGCUCUGAGAAAAUGGUACAACAAACCAAUACGCAACUCCUACGACUACAUCCUCAAGGUUGUUGGUCAGGAAGACUACCUCUAUGGAAAAACUCCCAUUCAUAAUUUCAAGUACAUCUACACUUGCAUACAGAAGAGUCAGGCUCCACAAUUUUGGCUCGUUUUAAAGAAAUCAAUAUGGCCAGGUGACCCGCCAGGUCGGCCCCCUAAGUCCACGGACAAAAAAACCAGCGUGAAUAAGAUUGUCCAUGUCACGGACACACUGGUGUGGGACAUCAAGUCCAACUUUGAGGUCAAGGUGAACUGUAUCAACAGCAUUGAGAUCAUGUCGGACCAAAUGAAGGAUAACAUUGAUAAGGUGAAGCUGUUUGUUGGAUUAUACCAUGGGUGUGAGGUCCUUGGAAAUGUUCAACCCACAGCCGAGAUGCCUGUUGUCAAUGGAAACUGUACCUUCAACUUGACCUUGACCUUUGACCUGGAGGUCAGAGACAUGCAGACUGCCAGUCGUCUUUGCUUCACCCUGCACGGCAGGAUGAAGGGGUCAAAGUGUUUGAACCCUAUUGCGUGGGUGAACCUGCCAGUGUUUGAUUUCCGCUCGAGGCUUCUAGUGGGAGAGCAGACCUACUACAUGUGGCCCGUCACUGCAGAGCUUCAACUGGAGGAGACUGGGUGCUAUCCCUUAGGUAGUGUGUCCCUGAAUCCCCACGGGACAAUUGCGAUUACUGUGAUAUUCUCUGAUUAUGGGACCAGUCCACCCAUAUUCUACCCAUGUGAUGAUAAGAUCAUUGAGUGUGCUGCAGACUGCAUGGAGCCACCUGGAACCCAGGGAUCUCCUGGCUCAGGCCGAAAGGGCUGGAACAUCCCGCCCCGCAUGCUGGAGAUAUUGGAGACGAUACUCGUGAACUCGUGCCAGUCGGAGACACUACACGAGCAGGACAAGGAGCUUGUGUGGCUGAGCAGGCUUGAGAUACGGGAGAAACAUCCGGAGUGUCUUCCCCUGGUUCUGCGCUCAGUCAAAUGGAGCAGCCAUAAGGAUGUCUCUAAGAUGCUGGUUCUGCUGAGUACGUGGCCUCAACGAAUCUCUGUGGACUCUGCAUUGGAGCUUCUAGAUUUCAACUUUCCCGACAGAAAUGUGCGCAAGUAUGCUGUUGACUGUCUGCAACAACUGAGGGAUGACGAGGUGAUGUUGUACCUGCUACAGCUGGUUCAGGCACUGAAGUAUGAGAACUACCUGUACUGUCCACUGGCAGAGUUCCUCUUAGAGAAGGCGCUGGGCAAUCAGUACAUAGGACAGAAACUCUUCUGGCUACUCAGGUCUGAAGUGCACAUCGCGACGGUGACAGUGCGGUUCAGCCUGCUGCUCGAGAUCUACCUCAAGAUGUCUCCCCACCACCUUGCCAUACUAUGCAAGCAGAUGGAGGCUCUCAACAAGAUCAACGCUGUCAGCCAGAUAGUGAAAAAUAGUGAUGGAAAGGGAAACUACAAGAACAUGCGUGAUAUAUUGGGUCAGAAGUCAUUCGAAGAGAAGCUGUGUGAGCUGAUAAGCCCCAUGUCUCCACUCCACAAACUGAAGGAGCUCAGCGUGGAUAAGUGUAGAUACAUGGACUCAAAGAAGCGCCCCCUGUAUCUUGUCUGGACCAAUCACGAUGUAGAGGGACCCGAGGUGCACAUCAUAUAUAAGAAUGGAGAUGAUCUGCGUCAGGACAUGUUGACUCUGCAGAUGUUGGAAGUGAUGGACUGCAUAUGGCAGUCGGAGGGACUGGAUCUCAGAUUAAACGCAUAUGGCUGCAUAGCCACAGGUCCGGGGCAGGGCAUGAUAGAGGUUGUUGGUCGAGCCAAGACACUGGCAGCUAUCCAGAAAAAAAGCGGUGCCUUUGACAAGUGCAGUCUGUAUGAUUGGCUAGCAGAGAACAACAAAGGACAAGGACAACUAGACACUGCCAUAGAAGAGUUCACAUUGUCGUGUGCGGGAUACACGGUGGCCACAUAUGUGCUCGGUAUAGGCGAUAGACACAACGACAAUAUCAUGCUCAAGGAGACAGGACAGCUGUUCCAUAUUGAUUUUGGUCAUUUCCUUGGCAACUUCAAGUCCAAGCUGGGGGUCUGUCGUGAGCGUGUACCGGUGGUCCUCACGACACACUUCGAGUACAUCAUCACUAAAGGAGACACAGACAGGAACAACUACAAGAGGUUCAAGGAUGUGUGCAUCCGUGCGUACCUGGCGCUGAGGCGACGCGGCCAGCUACUGAUCCGCCUUUUCAUGAUGAUGCUGACAUCGGGGAUUCCGCAGCUGAGCAGAAUCAGCGACCUGGACUACAUCAAGAAAGAGACGCUGGUUCUACAUCUCACAGAGGACGAGGCCGCUAGACACUUUGAAAAGAAGAUGAACGAGUCAAUUAAGUCUAUGGCAACAAAAAUCAAUUGGGCCAUACACAGCUUUGCACAUAACUAAUGUAACGUUUAGGUCACUGUGGCGUUGUGGAACUGCCACAUUGGAAGUGUAAUUUAGAUCCCCCAUAGACACCUUUUAUUGGUUAUACCCUCGCAAUCGACUUGAAAGCAUUUCAAUAAGCCUUUGAUGGAACCAAGAUGAAAUAAAUAGGUUUAACCGUAAUUAACAGUUACCUCUUCUUGUGUACAAGAUUGUAUGGUGAUAAUCAAUAAUAAAACCGACGUUGAAAUCUGUAACUUCAAAAUUCAAAUAGGCAAAACUAAAUUUAGCUCAUCAACAAAGUCCAAAAUAUUAAACGGACAGUGAACUAUAUCUCUAUUAAAAUCAAUUUAGCACAACACAACUAAGCAUUUACCAAAUGAUGUCUUGGGGAACAUAUAAAAAGAAAGUGACAACUGUCUCAACCAAUGUCCUCUAGGCUCUAUACAAUUUUGCACAUUCCAAAUGAAUAGGAUUUUUUAACAUUUUUUUGGUGUUUUUAUAGUUGAGCUUUUGUUAUUAUACCCCCACAAAUGAAGUUUUGGGGGGUAUUUAGGAGUGAGCUUGUCGGUCGGUCGGUCUGUUGGUCUGUCAGUCCGUAUUCAGUGUCCUCUCUCUAAUUCAAGUUGUUUUCAUCCGAUCUUUACCAAACUUGGUCAGAUGUUGUAUCUAGAUGAUGUUAAGGCCAAGAUCGAAUAUGGGUCAUGCAGGGUCAAAAACUAGGUCACGGGGUCACUUAGUGCGUUUUAAACAUUGAGCAUGGUGUCCGCUCUCUAAUUCAAGUUGUUUUUUUCCGAGCUUCACUAAACUUUGUCAGAAGUUGUAUCUAGAUGAUAUCUAGGCCAAGUUUGAACAUGGGUCAUGGCAGGUCAAAAGCUAGGACAAGGGGUCACUUAAUGCGUUUUAAACAUUGAGCAUGGUGACCGCUCUCUAAUUCAAGUAGUUUUCAUCCGAUCUUCACCAAACUUGGUCAGAAGUUGUAUCUAGAUGGUGUCUAGGUCAAGUUUGAAUAUGGGUCAUGCUGGGCUGAAAACUAGGUCACAGGGUCACUUAGUGUGUUGUUUUUCAUUCAGCAUGGUGUCCGCUCUUUAAUUCAAGUAGUUUUCAUCCGAUCUUCACAACUUGGUCAGAAGUUUUAUCUAGAUGAUCUUAAGGCCAAGUUCGAACAUGGGCCAUGCCAGAUCAAAAACUAGGUCACGGGGUCACUUAGUAUGUUUUACACAUUCAGCACGGUGUCCGCUCUCCAAUUCAAGUAGUUUUCAUCCGAUCUUCACCACACUUGGUCAGAAGUUGUAUCUAGAUGAUAUAUAGGUCAAGUUCGAACAGGGGCCAUGCUGGCUCAAAAACUAGGUCAAGGGGUCACUUAUUGCGUUUUAAACAUUGAGCUUGGUGUCCGCUGUUUUUUGCCAAGACAACAUGCAAAAUAUUCUGUGUCAAUGUGGCAUGUGGGGGUAUUCGUCACGUCUGUUACAAAUCUCUAGUUUUAGCUGUUUUAUAAUAUUACUAGUAUAACAUAUUUAAUUCAAACUUGUAACAUUCCUCACAUUUAUCUUAAAUAUUAUAGUAUUAAAGCAGGUGAAAAAAUAUGGUUAUGUGCAUAUCUUACGUAUGUAUAUAAAAUAGUGGACUUAUUUAACAUUAAAUUAUAUACAUGGAACUAUUUACUGAAAAUUACGUGGAUAGGUCAACUUGACUUUGAAAGUUAUCUCUUUCUGCAUCAAUCAAUACCUGUUGUCUAGUUCCGGUGUGCUUGACAUAAAUCAUCUAGUAUCUUUUCAUCUUAUUAACCGCAUGUUUAAUUUACACUAUCGGUAACUUUUUAUUUGAGUAAAUUCUAGUAAAUGGUAUCAAAGGAAGCUUUAUGUGCUUUACUUGUGAUUGUUGUUAGGGCUUAAUGCAUUGCAUUCCAUGUAUAGACAUUUACCAAAAUAUAUAUAUAUAUAUAUAUUUAUAUACACAUAAUCAUUUAUAUUUACAAUUUUUAAUGAUUUUAUCGUUAGUUUUUGUGAGUUUUCAAAGAAACUAACCAGUUCUAAAAUGUCUUCUAACAUUUAGAAAAAACAUGCUUUUUAUGAUUAUUUUUACCCUUUCAAUAGGUUAAUAGCCACAGAUCAGAAAAUCAAAUAGUGUUAUUGGCCAAAACAUGCUGAUGAAAACCUUAUUGCUAUACUCUUAUAGAUUUUUAAAGAUGUCAGUAGAAUCACACUUAAUGUUGCUUUGAGUUGCAGAAUCAAAACUAGUUUGAGUGUUGAUUAUUGAGUAUUUUUAAACAAAUGAUAAUUUUCUUUGCUUUGAAUAUAGAAAAUCAGCACCUACAUGUAUUGUUAUAUAGUGAUCAGUGAUCAACAAUACCAAAACCAAUACAUUUAUGAUCUCCUGUGUCCUUACCGGAUGAAAAUGGUAUCGGAGCUAGCGUUCUGUCUGCUUUAUUACAAAUAUCAACAUUUCAUUAAUAAUAUUAAAAUUCAAUCAAAUCAUUCAAUUUUAUAAAUGAGACAUUAUUGCCAGUAUAUAUUUACAUGUUCGUGUGUGUGUUGGAAUUAAUGCAUGCCUCAUUAUGCCUCCAGUGUUUAUUUAUUAGCAGCAAACCAUUAAGUUAAUUCAUUUUCAUACUGAAUAAGUCAUGUUACGUUUUCUGUUGUUCUAAAGUCUGUUUUGUUAAUGUAUUGUUUGUUUUGUGCCAUGGGCAAAAAUUCUAUAAGCUACUGAAAAUAUUAUAAUUGUUAACAUCGAAGUUAGGAAGCUAUUGUGUCUAGUCAACAGAUAAAACCCAGUUACUGUUUUUCAGUUUGUGUGUUAAUUUUACCCAUUUUUAACUCACAUGUUCAUGAUGAGCAUUUGUGAUAGCCUUUUUUCCAUCCUUUGCCUUGUGUUCUUUGUCAUCAACAUGUUUCAUGGAACAAUCUUUAAGGAGGCAUUUAUUUUUCAAUCCCAAUGAAACUUAAUCACAACAUUUGUGCUUAUUAUAUCUCUGAAGAGCUUGAAACUGGUUCAUGUUUGGUAAAAACUGGGUCACUAGGUAAUUUUAAAAGAAAAUCUUGUGAAUGCCCUAAAGGCCUCAUUUACUGCCCAAUCCUUAUGAAACUUGGUCAGAAUAUUUUCCCUCAUAUAUUUCAGAUGAGUGUAAAACUUGGUCAUCUGGGGUCAUAUACAAGGUCACUAGUUAAAAUUUGAUAUAAAGGCUGUGAACACUCUAAAGGCUACAUGUACAGCUCAAUCUUCAUGAAACUUUACAAAAACAUUUGUCCUAAUGAUAUCUUGGCAGUGUUUGAAACUUGGUCACAUGGGAUCACAAACUAGACCUAAGGUCACAUUUUUUAAGUCUGGUGAAAAAUUAAGAUACACAUUUAUUGAAUUAUACUCAUUUAACUUGUUAGGAACAUGGGUCAAAUCAUAUCUCGGCCGACCUCGAAAGUGGUUGCAUGGGAUCACAAACUAAGUCCCUACAUCAAAUUUUAAAAAGAAGCUUGUGAACAAUUAAAAUGCAACCUUUAUUUCCUAAUCUUUGUGAAACUUGUGUGAGAGAUCAGUCCAAAUUAUAUCUCUAAAAUGUCAAAACUAGGUCAUUUGGGGUAAAAAACUAGGUAUGUAACAAACAUAGAAGAAAAAGCUUUUAAAAUCUGGACAAGUAACAAUAUCCAUUAAACUUGCUCAGAACAAUAAAUAUAAUGAUUGCUCCAACUUGAAAAACAUUUUUUCUAUAUUAUGUCAUUAGUAAAAGCUUUUGAAAACUCUAGAAGUCACUUUUUUACUCAGCGCAUUAGACUAAUGUUUUGCUCUCAUGUGCAGGCUCAUUUCGAACAUGAUAUUGGUUUGUUCUAAAACAUGGCUGCCAGAUGUUGGGGUAGUCCCUACAACACUUUAGUAAAAACUUCUGAACAAGACCGGCUCAUGUUCUUAAUGUCUCAGGUGAGUGCCAAGGGCCUUUUGUCCUCUUGUUUUAGUAUUUGCAAAAGCCUCUGUAUAGUGACUUUGACAUGAAAGCCUACCAAAACCUUGUCCUUGCCUUUGUUAUUUAGUGAUUUUGAACAUAACAAACAAAUCAAUAAUAUAUACAUGUAUGGAGGUCUAUGUUGUGCACUUUUCACGCUACUUACAAGUUCUUCAAUUAGAUUAAAUGCUAUUACAGUCCACUCUCGUUAUCUCGAAGUCGGCAGGAACAAGAAAAAAUAUCGAGAUAACGAGAGUUCGAGAUAUCCGAUUAGGCAUUUUCAAAGAAAAAAUGAGACGAAAAUUUACCUUGUUUUUAACACCUAAAUACCUGCUAAGUGGUUUAACUAAAGCCGUCACCGUGUGGCAUAAUACUCUCUACCUGAUAUAUACGCGUUUUUACGAGGUACGAUUAAUUUUGCUAUUUAAAUGCUUAAAAUGACGUUUUAAGUAUUACAGAAUUGCAUGAACACGUGCGGUUACAAUUUUUCUAAACUGUCGAGUAAACAUCCGGUAAUGUUGCUAUUUAAAGUUAUGAUGCAAUUGACCUCCAAUCAAGACGAGGGUUUUCCAUCUGAACAUGCGUAAAUCACGUUUCUGAAUACUGAACUGUACAUGCACAUUUUGUAGUUUGAAAUGCAAAGUUCAAUCGAUUAUUAGUACAGGAUCAAAUAAAAAUGAAAAGCCAUUUUUGAGUCUUGUCUUUAUUAUCUUUAUUACUCAACAUCCCCAGAUCUACAUACAGGCUGUGUAUUAAUUGCAGUUAACUGAUGUUAAAGUGACAGGCCUUACUCAAGUUUUAAGGGCUAUCGACAUUACACAUGUGUGAUGCAAUUAACGGAUCAAUUUCCUACCGCACAGUAUCGUGAGCAGCCAGGCGAAGCGGGGCGGUGAAGAAUCAAAGAAAUUUGUUCUCACCUUUUGCCGACACUGGAACAGUUAUUCGCACUUCUAGAUAAACCACAGUAAAUACAUGUAAAAUCGGGACUCAAGACAAAAUUUUAUAUCGAGAUAUCGAAUUAUUCGACAUAACAAAAAUCGAGAUAUGCGAUGUUUAUUUAUAUAGAUAAAGAAGGAAAAAAGUUGGGACAUUUAACUUACUUCGACAUAUCGAGAAUAUCGAGAUAUCCGAUGUGGAGAUAACGAGAGUGGACUGUAUUAUUCUGCUUUCAUGAAAGAUGGAGAGUGAUGUAAUCGACGCAUGUCUAUUCUUCUGUUGACACAAACUUGUUGUACGAUGUACUCCUACACUGCCCACUGUGCAACAUUCAAACUUGCACGCAUCAUUCCUUAUUUUAUAAAGUUGUGCAUUUGUAUUGAUAUUAGCGCAAGUUACAAAUUGCUAAAUUUAUGCAGCUUUUAAACUUAAAAUUUAUGUUGGCAGGGUACAUAAUUACAGUCACUUCUCAGGCUUUAGUUGAUGUACAUUUUAGCUUAUAAUUUAUUUAGUUCAUCCUUGUAAUACAUCUGCUGCUAAGUAUUUGGAUAUGGGAUAUACAUAUUUGUUAAUCUUGAUCAAUAUUUUGAAUAUUACAAUGUCUCGUUAUGUGAAGUUCAUUUUUGAUCACAAUGAUCAAUACUGACCAUGACAAAGUUUACAUGUUUUUGAAAAUGCCUGUUAAAGUUGUAGUAUUAAAAAUAUUGUAGACAUUGUUAAUAAAUUAUAAUGUAAUACAUCAUGUGUUUAUCUAUUUCUGAUUCAUAUUCUAAUCUUGUAUUGUGCAAUGAAUUUAUAUGUUAAACAUUGUAACUGUUUAUUAUGUGUGCACUGGAACUAAGCAAAAAUAUUUGUUGUUUGCUUGACCGUUCAAAGAAUAGUCUGAGCUAAACUACUCACCAAAGUGUCAACAUCCAUGUAAUGUUCUGGUUAUGGUAAAUAUGCAACAUCCCCAUAUCACUGUUUCUGUUAAUUGUUAUCAAUUGUUACUUAAACUAGAAAAAUGGUUUCUGCUCAAUACCUUGAAUGUUGAUGGAGGUAUUGUGCCGGAAAUCUGUGUGUAGGUACUUUAGAUACAGACAGUGCUCCAAAAGUUCAUUAAAUUCAACUUAAUACAUUGAUAAAAUGUUGAAAAUAUAUUUUCCUGGCAUGGUGACACUUUCUGGUUUAAUUUAUAAAUGUUUAGCAUUAAGUUUAUGUAUACUAUACUACAGAUUUUCAACAUAGAAUAUUUGUUUUUGUCAUUGUUCUCGUUAUAUUAGUAAAUGUACAUUAUGCUAUUAAAGCGCAAAAAAAGUCAAGCGCACUGUUUUGGAAAAGAUCUUGUAUUUUUUGGUUAUAUUCAGCUAAGGACACCAAUGCAAAGGUAUUCUAAAACCGUCAUCAUUUGUGAUAUUUUUAUUUGAAAUGCAAUAUUAAUUAAACUUUAUAUUAUCUAAAGUAUGUUUGAAUUGGUAAGUUAAACAAAUAGAUGCACUUUGCAACUGUACAAUUACAAAUAUUUGUCUGAUACCACUAAAUGUUGAGUUUAAUUAAUCCCACAAAAUCCAUUUUUCAAAAUUUUCCAACCAAUAUUUGUUUACUGUUGCUAUUUUUUUGCAUUGAUAGCCAUCAGGUGUCCUCUUGUAAAAUUCAUGAAUUCAGGGGUCUUUAUUUUAUUGAUUGUAAUGUGGUGCUUAACAAUAUAUCAGUGCCAUACAUUAACCUUUCUAAUCAAAGUAAAGAAUGUGUAUUUCAUUCAUUAUUAGAAUAUUGAAUCAUUUGGCUGAUGUAUUCUGCAUUUCUUUUGCUGUAAGAUAUACAUGUAGCAAGCUCGACUAUUGUAAAAAACUAAAUGUAAUUUCAUACCAAUUGCCAUGUUAUGUUUUAUUUUAUAUUUUCAUUUUUUGCUCUCUUGUAGGGUUUGUUUUUCUUAUUUCAAUGCUUUCAAAAAGUUCAUAAUAUCUGCACAAUUCUGAUGUCUAUUUAAACCAUUAUAAUAUUUUUUUAUGUUGCAUUAAAUUUUACAGGCAUACUAUUGCAUGUUGUAUAUUUUAUGAGAGUAUUUUUUAUUGUUCUGCAUAAAUUAUAAUUGUAUGUAUAAAUACUACCGGUAGGUACCACUAAUGUGUGGAACAUAGGAACAAUUAUCAUUCUAAAACAGCAUAUGACAAAACUUACAUUCCAAUCUUAAUAAGGAUGUUCAUAUGAAUAUUUGUGAUUUAAUACCCUAAUGUGUGUUGUAGAACCAAACAAAACAGUUACAUGAGGUUUGUUGAUAAUAACUGAAUAAACGCUAUUAUGUAAAAUAAAAUAGAACAUAUUAACCCUGUCGUUCGAAAGUUGGUCUUAUGCCAUAUGCAGCCAGUGUGGCUCCAGCUCUGCCUGUGCAUAUGCGCAGUCAUGUUAGGGCUACUCUGUCUGCCAAUUAGACCAUACAAUAGUUAUUGACUUAAUGAGUCGCGUUCUCAGGAAACUGGGCAUAAUGCAUGUGCGUAAAGUGUAGUCCCAGAUUAGCCUGUGCAGUCAGAUUUUCGGCUAAGAAGAGACUUCAUUUAAACGAAAAAUGUCAUAAAGGCGUUAAGUGUCGUCCCUGAUAAGCCUGUGCAGAUUGCACAGGCUAAUCUGGGAUGACACUUUACGCACACGCAUUAUGUCCAGUUUUCUCAGAACACAACUCUAAUGGUGGACAGUAUCGCUUCUGAUCAGACUGUGCAAUUGUGCAGACUGGGCAUGAGCUAUGCUGUCUUCUUAUUAAAUAUUACCCACUUUUGUUUAAAGCGGGUGGUAUUAUAUUUAUGUGUGAACAGCAUUAGACUCAUAAAAGUUAAUUUUGUUAAUGGAAUUUUUUAAUCAGGAUGAUGAAAUCUGGAAAAUGCACGCAGUUCAAAUAACAGCAGCUAACUACUCGUUUUUCAAUUCCUGGUAGAUAAUUACAAAAACAUAAGUUUAUUAUACCCCCACAAACGAAGUUUAGGGGGGUAAAUAAGAGUGAACUUGUCUGUCGGUCAGUUGGUCCGUAUUAAGUGUCCACUCUCUAAUUCAUGUUGUUUUCAUCCGAUCUUCACCAAACAGAAGUUGUAUCUAGAUGAUGUCUAGGUCAAGUUUGAAAAUUUGUCAUGCCGGGUCACAACUUGGUCACAGGGUCACUUAGUGCGGUUUAAACAUUCAGCAUGUUGUCUGCUCUCUAAUUCAAGUAGUUUUCAUCCAAUCUUCACCAAACUUGGUCAGAAGUUUUAUCUAGAUGAUCUCUAGGCCAAGUUUGAGCAUGGGCCAUGCCGGGCCAAAAACAAGGUCACGGGGUCACUUAGUGCGUUUUUUAACAUUCAGCAUGGUGUCCGCUCUUUAAUUCAAGUAGUUUUCCUCCGAUCUUCACCAAACUUGGUCAGAAGUUUUAUCUACCAGUAGAUGAUUUUAAGGCCAAGUUCACAUGGGCUUGCUGGGUCAAAAACUAGGUCACGGGGUCACUGAGUGCGUUUUAAACAUUGAGCAUGGUGUCUGCUCUCUAAUUGAAGUAGAUUACUUCCGAUCUUCACCAAACUUGGUCAGAAGUUUUAUAUAGAUGAUCUUUAGGCCAUGUUCGAACAUGGGCCAUGCUGGGCCAAAAACUAGGUCAUGGGGUCACUUAGUGCGUUUUACACAUUCAGCAUGGUGUUCACUAUUUCAAGUACUUUUCAUCCGCUCUUCAUGUGGGGGUAUUUGUUACGUCUGUGACAAAGCUCUAGUUACAUUUGGGUAGCUAGUGCAAAAUAGUUGAAAUGCAACGUAAGAAAACCUUGCCAAAAGAUUGUUACCAACUAAUUUAUUUCAUUUUAUGGUGUAUCAUGCCACAUGACAUAUUCAAUCUUCGACAAAAUUACCGACUGUGUUUGCAUAUGACACUCAUGAACUACAAGACAUUUCAUUAUGUUUAGAUCUCAUGCAAUUUUAUAGAUAGGUCUGAAAUUCAUUGGAGAUCUCUUUUUAUCAGAAGUGAUCAUGAUUAUGGCUACCAAUGUUUCCUUUAAGUGGUAUGUGUGUAUAAUUUACGUGUAGAAUUUGCUUUAUAUAGACUUUUAAUAUACUUUAAGUAUUCAAUUUUUUAUAAUGUGCCAUUAAAUUUGUAUUUCAUGAACUCAUGGUUUUCAACCACAUUGCUGCUUUUUAUGCUUCAAAGUACUUGCAUCUUCGUUCUUCUGCUUUGUUACAUGUAUAUAACUAUGCUAACAUGCUUUUUGAUUUGUUUUAGUUCACCUUUGCCAAAAGUGGUGAGCUUUUGUGAUCAGCCUUUGUCUGUGUUUGUUUUUUCUUUAUAUGACAACUGUUUACAUCACCUGGCCAUUUUUUAUGAAAUUUAAUAGUUAUGUUCCUUGGAUGUUUCUCUUCAAAAGAUGUUCUGCUUAGUUGCGUAGUUAUGUCAGUCUUGUCAAAAAAAGAUUUGUAAAGCCUUGAGUUACAUCUGAACUACUUGUUAAAUAAUUUACAGAUGUAACAGAUAUUUAUGCUGAAUUGCUGAUAUUUAAAAAAAAGCCACUAUUGUCUUUAAGCUAGUUAAUAGAAAACGUAUAUACAUGCACUGGUAUAUUUAAAUCAAGUAGUUAUAGAUUAUGACUUUCCAAUCAUGUGUGAUGAUCAAUAACAACAUUUCAAUGUUAAUAAACAUUAAAGGAGAUUUAUCACCUUGAUUCAGGUGAGCCAUAUGUGGCCAACUUGUCCCUCUUGUCUGUACUUUUGUUUGUUGCAUGAAGUCUUUUAAGCAUUUUAUUUUCUAUGUAUUGAUGUCACAACUGUGCUGUCUGUACUCCCAGAAUGUUUUUAUUGAAUAUCAAAAUGUCGAAAAUAAACCACUUUGUUACUUGUAAA